This is a messenger RNA of Carassius carassius (crucian carp), 2829 nucleotides long. Its product is annotated as zinc finger Y-chromosomal protein 1-like. Gene Ontology annotation, biological process: regulation of transcription by RNA polymerase II. NCBI's taxonomy places the organism in Eukaryota, Metazoa, Chordata, Actinopteri, Cypriniformes, Cyprinidae. The record is from RefSeq and is a predicted model, not a curated record. Bases 294 to 2525 code for a protein of 743 amino acids. Gene Ontology annotation, molecular function: DNA-binding transcription factor activity; metal ion binding; RNA polymerase II cis-regulatory region sequence-specific DNA binding. The transcript has 8 exons. Gene Ontology annotation, cellular component: chromosome; nucleus.
UUAGCGCAGCAGCUCGUAGUUUAGCUUCGCUUUCUCCGGGUGAAUGUUGUUCUUCCGCGUGCUCCUGCGGCUCUGCGCAGUGUGUGUCUGCGGAGCUCCGCCCUCCCUGCGCACUGCGGCCCGCCCAGCGCCCGCUAACUCCCGCUCCAGCCCUGCCCGAGUCUGGGGGAAUCCGACGGCCUGCCUGCCCGGGGAAAAUCUGGAGGCCGCCCCGCGCGCUGAUCUAUGACAUUCCAGAUUAAUGGUUUGUGUUGCUGUGUUAGUUGUGCCGUGGCCAAUGAAGAAUAAAGACGAUGAAUGAGGAGGUGACAAGGCUUGCUCUGCGUUCCCAAGAGCCAAAGAUUAUUCUGCAUGGCUCAGGUGUGUGUGUUGUCACAGAUGAAGGCGGAGCUGGGGGGGAGGAGGAGUACGUGGUGGAGCUGCAGGAGACGGUGCUGGUGUCAGAGGUGGAGGGCCAGGCCGCCUCCGUCCAGGGCUUCUCCUCCGACGAGCUCGUCAUCCAGGACGCAGUGGAGGAUGUGGUCGCCGAGUACGUGCACUGUGACGAUGACGAGGGUGUUGCUGUGGAGACCUGUGUGAUGUCACUGGAGGAAGAGGAGGAUGGUGUUGCCAUGGCAGAGAUGACGGAGGAUGUUCUGGUGACGGAGGGGAGGGAUGCUGAGCACGACUCGGACGGCUGCGGAGAUUACCUCAUGAUCUCCUUGGACGAGGCGGGGAAGAUGGUGUCUGGAGACGGAGACGAGGUGACCGUCGAGGGGGCGAUAGAUGACCAGGAAGUGGAGAAGGACGAGGACGGACAGGAAGUCAUUAAAGUUUACAUCUUUAAAGCAGACUCUGGAGAAGACGACCUCGGAGAGCCGGUGGAUCUGGCUGAGCCUGUGGUUCGUCCGCUCCGAGAGAAGAUGGUCUACAUGUCUGUGGGAGACGCUCAUCACACACAGACUGAUGGCGGCUCUAAGCUCUCGGACGAGGUGUACAUGGAGGUGGUGGUGGGAGGAGAGGAGCCGGUUCCUCACGACAGACCGUAUGACAGCACGGCCCUCAGCAAGGACUUCAUGCCCGUCGCGUGGGCCGCUGCAUAUGGUGCAGAUGAAGGCUGUGAGAACCGUAAUGGAGCAGCGAGCGCAUUACUGCACAUUGACGAGUCAGAUGCACUGGACAAACUCACCCGGCAACACGGCAAGAACAAGAGACGAGCUGAACCCCGACAGGUCCAGACAGCGAUCAUCAUCGGUCCAUACGGACAGCCUCUGACCGUCUACCCCUGCAUGCUGUGCGGUAAGAAAUUCAAAUCCCGCGGAUUCCUUAAGCGCCACACUCGCAACCACCACCAAGACUUGUUGAGUCGCAAAAAGUACCAGUGCACGGACUGCGACUUCACCACCAACAAAAAGGCCAGCCUGCACAACCACAUGGAGGUGCACGCGCUCAGCAACAAAGUGCCGUUCGAAUGCGAGUCCUGCGGUAAGGAGUUCCACCAGCAGGCGGCGCUGUUCUCGCACCGUCUCCAGCACCACCAACAGGAGCAGAAAUCACCCACGGCCAUCUCGUCGCCUCUUUCUCCCGCCGCUGCGACCAAGACGCACAAAUGCAAGUUUUGCGAUUAUGAGACUGCCGAGCAAGGGCUGCUCAAUCGCCACCUGCUGGCCGUGCACAGUAAGAGCUUUCCGCACAUUUGCGUGGAAUGCGGCAAGGGUUUCCGCCAUCCGUCGGAGCUAAAGAAACACAUGCGCACGCACACCGGCGAGAAGCCGUACUCGUGCAUGUACUGCGAUUACAAAUCGGCCGACUCGUCCAAUCUGAAGACGCACGUGAAGACUAAGCACAGUCGCGAGCUGCCUUUCCACUGCGAGCGCUGCGGCCAAACCUUCAGUGAGGAGGACGAGCUGACUCAGCAUGCAUCCACACAUGAGGACGCUCGGGGACACCAGUGCAGUCACUGCGACCAUCGCAGCUCCAACUCGAGCGACCUUAAACGGCACGUCAUUUCCGUGCACACUAAAGACUACCCGCAUAAAUGCACCGUCUGCGGGAAAGGCUUCCACCGGCCGUCCGAGCUUAAGAAACACUCGGCGUUGCAUAAAGCCAAAAAACUGCACCAAUGCCGCCACUGCAACUUCAAGAUCGCAGACCCGUUCGUUCUCAGCCGCCAUAUCUUGUCUGUUCACACUAAGGAGCAGCAACAGCAGGCACAGUCGCCGACUCCGCCCAUACAGGCGUCGCCACCACAAGCCCCUCCCACAGAAAAGCCCACCCCCAAGAGGACUAUAGGUGCGGCGCAGUUAGCAGCACCCGCUGUAAAGAAAGCCGGUGGUUCGAAGGGUCCACGAGAAAGGAGGGUGUAUCAGUGUCAGUAUUGCGACUACAGCACAGGAGACGCGUCUGGCUUCAAAAGACACGUUAUUUCCAUCCAUACUAAGGACUAUCCUCACCGCUGUGAGUACUGUUCGAAGGGCUUCCGGAGACCUUCAGAGAAAAACCAGCACAUUAUGAGACACCAUAAAGACCUGGUGCCGGCAGAUUGAGCACUUCCCUUUUUCUCAAUGCACACUAAACAGCCAGUGAUUGAGAUCACCAUCCUUCAUGUUGGUAACCUCUGUAUUGAGCUUCUCACCAAGCCCCUCAUGCAAAGCAGUUGUGAAAGUUGUGUUUGUAUGCGAGAGAAAAUUGUUGAAAGUGUUUAGUGACUUAGACUGGAAGUGCUUUCACAUUGCUUAUGUUCACAUGGUCUGCAGUCUUAAAGGAACAGUUCAGCCUGAAAUGACAUUUCUGUCAUCGUUUAUUCACCCUCUUGUCUUUGUCUUCUGCUAAAGUUGUCAGGCAAACUGA